Molecule: messenger RNA, 6221 nt
Organism: Polypterus senegalus (gray bichir)
Lineage: Eukaryota; Metazoa; Chordata; Cladistia; Polypteriformes; Polypteridae
Gene: palb2
Product: partner and localizer of BRCA2
Exons: 13
Coding region: 60-4190 (1376 amino acids)
Biological process (GO): double-strand break repair via homologous recombination
Cellular component (GO): nucleoplasm
Molecular function (GO): DNA binding; protein binding
Source: RefSeq, a predicted model, not a curated record
AUUCGGAGCGGGAAUGCUAAAGUGGCCGUGUGGCUCCUGUGUUUGGCAGGAAAGAGGUAAUGCAUACAGUUUUAUACACAAUGGACAACCAAACAAGAAAGCAGCUCAGCUCUGAAGAAAGACAGAAGCUUAAAGAAAGACUGGCGUUGCUAAAAGAAGAGUACAAUUUGACAGUGAAGCGACUUAAGCAGGCCCAGAGCCUUAAAUAUGAAAGGAGUGAUACCAGUGAUAUAGCUGUUGAUAAGGUGGGAUCUUCCUCCUGCAUUAUUCUAAAAGACACACCAGACCUCACCCCACCUAACACCUGUAAAGAUUCUCUGUCUACUAGUUACAAGGACCAAACAAAUGGAGAAAUUGUCAUAUCACAAUGUUACUCUAAAACUCUAUGCCCUGGAGCCAAUGAUGAGAAGAAGCUGCUGCUCCCCACUGACAGUCCAACAACAGAGAUUGGCAUUCAGUAUUCUGCUGAUUCAAAGCUGAAACGAAUAUCAAGAGACCGUUUAAAAAAGAAAAAAAGCAGACAGAGGUGGAGUGAAGGGAACGCCAGUCAAGAUAUGAAGCAGCUGUUGUCAAUUCAGGACAAAACCUGCUCUCCUUGUAUAUUGAACAGCAGUAUUCAGUCAGAUUUUGACGAUAGUGGUCAUCAAAACCACACUGAUAAGAGCAGCCUUUCUGUUGUCAAGUCAUGCCAGCAGAGUGAUAUUUCUGAAGCAGGUGUCCAGUAUAACAGUUUUGCUAUUAGAAACAUCUCGUUAGAGGGAGAAUCUGUCUCUGAACAGAACAAAGCUGUUGCCAUUCUCAAAAAGAAAGAUCAACUAAAUCUCUUUAGUUUGCCAAUGAUCAGCCAGUCUUCAACAGAUUCUGAGGAGAAAAUCCUGAGCUCCUCCACAAUUAUUGAGGGUCUGAUUUUUCCUGUGGAAUAUUACGUAAGGACAACUCGAAGAAUGGCCUCAUGCCAAAGGAAAGUAAAUUUGGAGGCUGUAAUUGAAAACCAGUUGGGUAAGAGCCACAAGAAAUCAAGGAAGACCAGUUUAGUUUGUCAAAAAACAUCCACUAUUAGUGGUAGGUCUUCGCCUGAGGCUCAUCCUUUGUGUUCUGGAUGUCCUACAAGUAGGAGCCAGGACCAUGGACAAUAUAACAAUUUAAAUAUAGUAACCAAUGCUGUCUGUGCAAGCCAAAGUAGUGGUUUACAGAGUAAAAAUUCCAGAGAGGUAAAUGUUUCAUUUUUAGAGAAUGAUCCUAAUAUCCCAGAUUCUACCCAUGGUGAAGCUAGUCAUAGCAGUAUAUGUCCACUGCUUCCAAAGAACCCACAGUUGUUUUCAGAGUUUACUGUGAAAGAUUUUCACCUUCCAGAUGAAGACUUUGGUUGGCUCAAAUUGCAGAAAUUGAAAUCCUCCCCAGCAAGAAUUCCUGGGCAGUCAUCUCCCCGUUACUUUACAAGGAGUAUUGCUUCAAAAGUUUGUGUUAAUUUGAACCAGACAGAUGAUCAAAAUUGCACCACUGACUAUGGAUCAAACACUUCAAUUUUUGCUGGAACAUUGGGAUGUACAACAGCUGCUGGUUCCAAGUGUGGAAGAGAUGAAAACAUUGGUAAUGAGAUAUCAGUGUCAUCUCAAAGAAAUGAACAUAUUGAAAGUGAAGCUGUCAAAGAUAAUUGCACUGAGAUGGAAGCAGCAAAUAUAGUAGAUAAUUGUAGCAGACUAGAAUCCACAGUAUCUACAUGUAUUUUUGAAAAUAACUGCAAAAUGUUAAGAGCUGCAGAAGAAAAUAAGCAACUUUCUAGACAAACAUCAGAUGUUGAAGGUAGUGGGCCCAGUGAAAGAGUAACAAUGGGUGCAGCAAUGGCUAGAUAUAAUGAAAUGGGAAUAAAAGGAACAGGUGGUUGUGAGCAAAAAGAAGUAGAAAGUGCAGGUUCCCCGUGUUCCCAUCACAGUGAAAGAAACUUAGUAUCCAAAGAAAUGGAUAAGAAUAAGAAGAGGCUUAUUAGAAAGGGUACAGAAGAUACUGUAACUGCCUGCAGCGGAAAUGAACCAAGGACUACUGACAGAGAGGGCAACAGUGUAAAAGUAAGUACAAGUGCAGUGGUUACUGAUUAUAAUGAGGUAGAUAUCAUUAAAGGAGUAUGUAAUCGUAAUGAGAAGCAAACCAAGCCCACAACAGAAUGCGGUGAAAAAAAUGCACAUCCUGCAGAAAAUGCUGGUCCAGAGGGACGACAGUUGGUGGUUACAGUAGCAGAUGAUCAGGCUAAAAUUGAAAAGAUAAUUACAAUUGACACCGAUGAAAGAAAAGUAGGGGCUACAUUAGCAACUCAGUGCCAUGAGAGAGAAAUGGUGACAAUUAAAGGAUUUUGUCACAGCAGAAAAGAAACUGAAAUUUCAGCAGGAUUAGGAGACAACUGUAGAGAAAUUACAGAUUCAGCACUUUUAGGUGACCUGUGUGGAGUAUUAUCACAGGAAACUCAGACAGAUGACCAUGACAAAAAUGAAACUAAAGGUGUAGAAAAAGCUCUCCAAAAUGGUAUACAAACAGCUCAGGCUAGAGAAGUGCAGAACCUUACAGAUCUUAACAUAGAGGUUGCCGGUGAAAUUUAUCACAAUGGAACUGAACACACUGUAAUGGGAGAUUCCUUGGAUGAAGCUGUGGCAGUAAACUGCUCCUUCAUGUCAGCUUCAGAGUCCAACUUGCUUAUGCCGGAGCAAUUGAAAUCUGAAUACAGUAAUGACAGUACUGAGGAAAUGGAUGAGUCGGUGGUAGAAAACAUCUCUGAACCCAACAGUCAGGGGAGUUUGGCUCAAAAGAUUCUUGGAAAUAAGAUUCCUUCUGAUUUGCUGUGCUUGACCCCAGAACUUACAUUGCAAUCAGAUAAGCAGUUAAGUGGAACUGAGCCUAUUUUGCCAUCGCUAGGUUUCACGCCCACAACCUCCACAGAAUUUCACAGCCCAUCUCAUUCAGCCCCAGUAUCCACAGGAAAGGCAUCUUCUUGCCAGAAGCUGAGGCAAUUGGACAGUGUUGCUACAGAUUUAAAUGUGGUUUGUGAGUCACUGAACAAGUCAGAUGUUGAAGACUGCCAUGGAAACAACAACAGUGGAGGAGUUUUGAAAGGAGUAUACAGUUCUUGUUUGGAGCAAGAUAUAGCUCAUACUGAAAUGAGACAAAACAAAAAUUCCUUGAAGCUGCUGUCGAAAUUAAAGGCACCAUCUGGACCUCACUUGGUUGAUGUGUGUACUGUUCAGUGGUAUGAUAUAAAUGGAAUCUUGACGCCGCAUGUUGUGACUUCAGGAGAAUGGGCAGUGUCACUGUGGGGUCCUUGCAGCCAAAAACAAUGGAGCCUUAAGCAUACAUGGGCAUUCACACAGCUCCCCAUAAUUAAGCUGAUCACAAUCCCUGAUGCCCACAGCAUGUUUUGUGUUGCCUUUGGGAAGCUACAAAUCAGAGAAGUGAGAAUUCUUACAUCUUUAAAUGACUGUGAUCAUUUUGAGGUGCUGCCACUAUGUGAGGGUGACAUUAGUGCCAUAUUAGGGGUAUCCAACAAAAGAAUGGUGAGCUGCUCUGGAUCUGGAAGAAAACAGACAGUUGAGCUUAUGUGCCUUUCUGAAGAGGGAAGAAUUGAGGGACUUGUUUCUUUAGCCUCGUCUCCAGAAAAAAUUAUUGCCUUCUCUGAAGUUUUGGGUCAGAAGGAUGCAGUAAUUGGCUUUACUGGAACAAAUGCAGUCGUUAUUUGGAACUUGAAAACUGGCCAUCUUCUUCAGAGAAUAUUCCUGGGGGAGUCCUGUCCUGCCACUGUGUGUCUUCAUUCAUACUGCCAUUCUGGCAUUCUUUAUGUUUUACUGCUUUGCCGAAAUGCUGAAAGUCAGAGCAUGGGAAGAAAUGGCCCUUUCCAUCUUGUUGCCAUCAAUCCUAUGAACGGUAAAAGUUUUAUGGUUCAGGAACUGAAGUGUCCACCGGAGUUUGAAGGGAGGUUUAUGGAUGGAGAUGUGAAGGGGCUAUUUGUGGCAGCCACCUUUUGCACUGGUGCUCUUGUGGUGUGGGACCUUGCCUUUCCUUGUUGCAGAGAUGUGCUCCAUGCUGAAGGGUUGGAAAGCUGGCAGGUGGUCAGAUGGAGUGACAAUGAUUCAUGUCUGCUUGCUGGACAACUCCAUGGAGAUGUUUAUAUUUACAGUUGGAUGGGAAUGGACACUGAAGUGAAGUGAGAUUCUGCUUCUUACAAAAGUGGAUCUGCCUGCAACUGAUUGGCCAAGGUGAAAUAUUUUUAAACCAGGAUGUUCAUAACCAAUAAUCAUACUGAAUUUUGAUACUGUUAGUAUGGAAAUGUGGAAGUUAUGGUUGUUAGUCUGUGCACUUUAUUGAUACAGAAGUUUACUGUUGGCAUAAUGUCUGUUCUGUCAUAAAAAAAAAUCCAAUGGCAAGGGCAGCACUUUGAGUAUGUCUUGGGAAUUACUUGUCAGCCUAUUUUUUUUUAAAUCUACCAAGAAUGCAAAUAGCCAGUUCAUACAGUUGGAAUUUAAAAUAUUGUUUACUCAUGUAGCCUACAAAUGGCUACUAAAAACAGUCUGAUUACUGGACUGGAAUCCAAGUUUGAUGACCUUUCCUUUACUUAUUGUUACUGCUGUGUAGAUGUUCUGAAAUAUUCUUUUGCAAUUGUAUGGACAUAACAAAAGCGUGAAUGGAUGACAGAAAUAAAGUCUUACCGCUUGCGCCUUUUUCUUGUAAAACCAAUGCAGGAGUAAGAAGUUGUUUACUGAAACAAAAAUUAUUCAUCAGUACCUACUAAUGGAAAUGCACAGCCAUUCAGCUGCAUUUUAUGUGAUGUACGAGGACCCUGGAAGAACGUUCAGAGAUUACAAAAAAUAUAUACUCAGUAAAAAGUUUGCCUGUAAUUAGAUAAUAGACACAAGUCAGAAUAAAUAUAAUCAGUCAGUCUUGUUACAUGAAUGGUUGACUGUGAUUCAUUAUGGGUUUUGUUAUUCCUUAGUUUAAUGAAUUAUAAUAUUUGUGCAGAUGAAGUGGUGCUGUCAUAACAUUUUACCUAGUAAUCAUCCUUUCAUAAAAGUUAUAUUUAUUAUGAAGGCACAUGCCACACUACCAAUUUAUUAUUUUGGUUAGGUCCGGAAGAAGAAGUGUGAUGAUUUUAUAUAGCGGCUUUACGUGUAUGUUGGUAACUUGCCCUUCCUGCACAGUGCUCUUUUAAAGAUGUUUUAUAUGUUUUUUUGUCUGUCAUGUUUGUUCAGCUAGGAUGCAAACCUGAAAACGCUAAUUUCUUGUAACAAUUUGGUAUAAUCGAUGGACUUAAUUAAAUGAUGUCAAAAACACUAUUACCAAAAUAUUGAAAAAGAAAAUUACAACAUACUUGUAAUAUCCAACAAGGGAAACGUGUUAUGUGUGCAACUUUUGUAAACUUUUAGCAUUCAAACCCAAAACCAAUUUUAAGAAACUAGUUGUAAUCCUAACGCAGUCAAUUGGGACAAAGUUUAAUAAAAUUAAAAAAUAUGUGAAGUGUAAAAGCAUUUCAUAAAUGUAUUUAUUCAUUGCUGGGAAAAAUAAAAUUUUCCUUGUUAAAAUAUUUUUCAAUCGUUAGUCGACAGAAUCAACUAAUUAACUUUGCUUUUGCUUUGCUCAGUCAAACCAUAAUUGUCAUUCUUUUUGAACGACUCUUUUUUCAGUGAAUCAUGCAAAUCAGUUUGCGUUUUCAAUGGGAAUGCUAAAGCACCUUCAUAUCCUACUUAAUGUCAUCGGCAUCUUUCAUUUUGCUGAUACGGGUAGAUGUUUAAAGCAUGUGUGUCAAGAAAAGCCUCAGUCAUGAGUUUUGACUUGCUUCACUUAGGAUUCUUUUGAGUUUGAACUAUAUAAAUAUCGGCAAACAAAAACUCUGUCACCAAUUAUUUUCUCAUUCAUCAUACAAGUACAAUACAGUAAAACUAUUUUAAUGUUUUAAUUGUUUUGUACAUUACAUUAUUGGAAUUGUUUUAAACUGAAUAUAUAAACUAUUAAAACGUAUACCUUUGUACAUUAUUAUUCAGCUGAUAAGUCAAAUAAAACUGAACCAUGUAAAAUAUAAUUCUAAAAUCUAACAAUUAUUUGCUUUCAACUUUAGUGCACUUUUUUUUUUUUUACUGCUCAUUGACUGCACUGGGCGUGUAUCGUCAUCUGAUUCUUUUGAGCUCAAACUGGAUCAUUAGCUGAGAACACACUCGUGAUUUUUUUUUCCCCCAUUUGAUUUGUGA